AUGUCAGAACAAACAGCAACCAUUGCUUCCCUUUGUGUUUCCACACUCCAAUCUCUCAUCGUAUUCGCUGCUAAUUUUCACACCAUAGCUGUGUUUUGGAUUCACCGAAACAAACUAAGACGAACUUACUUACUUCUAAUCAAUUUGGCCGUAGCCGAUCUUCUAGUUGGAUUCGCAUACAUGACACCAUAUUUGAAGGCGUUAGCACUUCCUAGUUACAUUAGAAAAUCUAAACUUAAUGUCACGACUUAUGACUAUCUUGUAAUCCAACUUCAAGUUACAUUUUUAAGUACAUCGAUGUUCUUUCUGGUUCUUAUUUCUCUGGAACGUGCAUUUGCUUUAAUUUGGCCGCUUCUUCAUCGAAAAACAAGCACGAAGACGUUCAUCUACGGUGUCGUCGCCGCUUGGUUAGCAGGUGUUUCUUUGGGUUUAUUAACCUGGCUGGUUAGCUACGGAAUCUUUGAGAUUUCUCACUAUACCCUCACAUUUUCAAUCGUAAUCGUCUGAUCACUGGCAACGAUGUGCACAUCAUACCUAGCAAUCCGAAAAAAACUCAAACGCCGUGACCCUACUAUCGAAACAGCACAUGAGCGACAAAUCGUUGUGCAAAACACAAGAAAACUUUCCAAAACUUUGUUCCUUCUGACAGGAGCAUCUGCUGCUUUUUGGGUUCCAAGCCUUGUUUUAUUUUCUUGUCUUAAUUUCGCUCCAGGAAUGUUUCCUGAAUUUGUGAAAUAUGUUUUAACUAUAAUUCAUAUGUGCAAUUCCGUCGCAAAUCCACUGAUUUACAGUCUAAGAAUGCCUAUGUUGAGACAAAGUAUCAGACGAUUUAGACUUGUAAAAAUUCGUAAGCAGCGGAAAAAAUACGUAGUAAAUUGAGGAUAUUAUUAUGGAGCCUAAGAUAACACCACAAACAAAGAUUUGAACGUCUAAUGACGGUACUUUUCAAUGUUUUCCUUUAUUUAGUAUAACAAGAUAUGUGUAAUUAACAUAAACCUAAUUAACUUUUUUUGACAGUUGAGUUCAAAGUUUUAAUAUACUUUUAACAGAGUCAUCUGUGCGCGAUUCUUGUAAACACAUUGUAUGCUUUCAUCAUUCUUAAUUAAAGCCAAGACCUAAUCUAUUACCUUUCUUUUGGUUCAAUUCAUAGCACGGUUAAAUUAAUAAUCCAUCUUCUAUUUAUCAUAGAUAUUACUAGCUGUAGGCCUUAGCAAUCCGUAAACUUUGUAUUUCUUUAAUGAGAGGAUCGCUAUUGGCUUCUGCAAAACGCGGCUCAGCAAUACCCAGUUAACAACUCAGCAGAUAUUCUAGUAGUCUAGAGGGUCUGCAAAACGCUACCUUUUCUCUUUUCUCUCUGUGUUUUGUCUGAUACGAUUAGUAAGGCGAUUUCAAGUGUCGUUUUCAGUGUCUUAUCGCUCUUCAAAUUUACUGCAAAUGCUUUCAUUGCUUUUUCUUUGGGGUGGGGGGUUAUCGCCACAAUGGUUUGGUUGGUUAGAAUCGCUCUAGUUGCACUGAAAUUACUACCGAUUUACGAGAUCUUCGACUUGAAAUAUGACGUUGUCACCUACACUCUGUCCUCAUUGCUCUGUCUUUACUCUUGAUUUGCUUUUCGUAUCUUAAAACUCAUGAAGACCCUUUUCAUUGUAAUAGGUGCAUCUGUGACACUUUGGACCUCAAGCAGGCAUUGUGCAACUGGUCAGUCUUUAGUGCAAGGGCUUGUUCCCCGAUUUUGUGAAUUGCAUUUUUUUCAUGUUUUAUUUAACCAGGUCUCUUAUUAAUCCAAUAAUGUAUAGUUUGAGAAUGCCACUACACUGUAUUUUGCAAGAACCUAAAAAUAAGUUGAAGGUUCCACAGUGGAGAUCGAAAAAUUUGGCAGCGAUAAAGAUUGAAUUAGCGCGCAAUACUUUUAAAAACGGUUCAUUCUGCACUGUUCAAAAAGGGGCCAUUUUAUGGAAGUGUCUCAACACACUGUCCUUUUGUCUUUGUAACCUUCAGCGGAUUAUACAUUCAUAAUUUCAUUAAAAAUUAUGCUCAUGCAGAUUGAUCGACUUACUUAACAGUCCUACAUUUCUUACGCUGUUAGUUAGAAUAUUCGUGAAAUUAAAUACUGCUUCGAAACAAUUGUGUUACAUUCGUUUAGAGGACAAUUCACUGUACCUACAUGGACCUUAAAUCGAUCCAAAAACACAAAUGAAGAGGAAGAAAAACAGUAGAAAUGUAGUAGUGGUUGUGGAACGAAAAACAAUAGAAAUGUGGUGGUGGUGGUGGAAGUGGAGAGAAUGGUAGUGGUGGUGGGAAAAUAAAAGAAAUGUGUUGGGGGACGGGGGUGGUUUAGUGGUGAAGAGAAAACAAUAAAAAUGCCGUGGUGGUGGUGGUAGGGUGGUGGUGUGGUGGUAGUGAUGGAACAAAUACUGCAUUUUUAAAGAGCCCAUCACCUGAAAUUUUUUAUUUUCUCAUCUGAAAUUAUACCUUAUUAAAAUAACUUCUGCGAAAAAAUUUUGCGGUUUGAACAAAACGCGAUUUUUUAACCAAUUUUUGAAGUCUACAUUUUUGCGGUACACCCGCGACGCUGGUCAAGCAAACUAGUAGGCUAAUGUUUUCCUGUCGAUAAAGUCACGUGUUCCUUAAAGUACGUCAUAUAACGUCAUACUCCGAGAGAAGACUAGGACGAAUGGUGUGCCAAAAUGGCAUGAAAUUUGAACGUUUUUAAAAAAUUCUAAAAAAAUCGUCUUUGGUUCAAAUCGCAAAAUUUUUUAGCAGAAGUUAUUUUAAUAAUGUGUAGUUUCAGAUAAGAAAAUAUAAAAUUUUAGGUUAUGGGCACUUUAAGGACAAAACCCAAGUUUAUUUUUUGCUGGCAAUCAUCGAUUUAUUACACUCCUUCAUAAAAAUUAAGUCUAAAUUGCCAAUAAGUGUGACGAGUGCCAAGUGUAAAUUGCUGUUUGUUAUUAAGAUUAGCGUUACAUAAUAUGUAAUGACAUGUGAAUAUUUAAGUAGGCUAUAAAAAUGGUUUCUUGAUUUAUACUACUACAUGAGAAAUUACUGCAAUUUCAUUGGCUUAGAGCAGUGGUAUUUCAGCUUAAUUUGAAAAGCCUACAUGUGAAAAUUACAAACCUUUUUCGGGUAGUAGUAUAAACAAAUAAUUACAUGAUUCCUACGUGAUAUUUAGCAUAAAUACCACUCGUGAUAUUUCAAAAUUGUCUCAAUUUUAAUUACGUCUAACAAUUUCGAAAUAUCACUCGUGGUAUUUAUGCCAAAUAUCACUACAAAUCAUGCCUAUUCAUUACCUAUACUUUUUAAAGUGAGUAUAUUUCCCUCACGUAGCCGUCUCUCACAAGUGUUUCAUGGCGUCAGGAAUCUUCUAGCGAACCUACGUGUUUUCCUUUUUUUUCUCGCGAUGCCGGGAGGCGAAGGCAGGGAAGGGGCCGGUGCAUUGCAGAAUUGGUCGACAGAUACUGUGAGAGGUGCUUUAUUUGCUUUAACACCUCCUCAACCGUUUGAUAUUCAUAAUUCGAACGCAGCAGAAAAGUGGAAGGAGUUUGAGCAAGCUUGGAAGAAUUACUCGAUUGCCAUGAAGUUACACCAGAAACCCAAAGCCGUACAGGUAGCAACAUUGCUUACGUAAUCGGAGCUAAAGCGCGAAAUGUUUUUGCUACGUUUACGGAUUGGGCGACCGACACCGACCAGAUUCAGCCAGUGUUACAAAAGUUUGCAGCGUACUGCCAGCCACUUCAAAAAGUGCCUUUCGAAAGAUACAAGUUUUAUUCUAGAAUGUAAGAAUCGGGAGAGUCUUACGAUCAUUGUCGGACAGCUCUUCGGCAGUUAGCAGAAAGGUGCGAAUUUGAAUCGAUUACCCCGAAUCAGAUUUUACGGGACACGCUCGUGUUUGGAAUUCUAGAUUCAAAGGUUCGUGAGAGGCUUCUUCGUAAAAAUAAUUUGAAUUUUCCUUAGAGAAAACGGACGAGAUUUGUCGCUCCCAUGAGACCAUGGUACAUGUGUCUAGAGAGGCUAAAAGCGGGAGACGUAGGCGCGGUCUUGGCUCGAGAAAUACUGGCGCGCGGGAAAAUAAUGUAGCUGUGCAUUUUGCGGACGUGAGCGUGGUUUAGCGAAGCGUGAGAUUUGUCCGGCUUAUGGACAGAGCUGCAAUAAGUGUGGCAUGAAAAAACAUUUCGCGAACGUGUGUUGUGGACACGCGCCUAAGCCCACGUCUCGCGCCAGAUGAUUCUCAACUGGCAACGCUGAAGUUGGAAUCUGGAUAUUAUCUUUGGUUUCAGCCCGACACAGGAGCUCAGUGCAAUGUUGUCCCUUUUGUACCUGUACAAGAAGGCGACCAAAGAUUUUGA
Molecule: messenger RNA, 4340 nt
Organism: Porites lobata
Lineage: Eukaryota; Metazoa; Cnidaria; Anthozoa; Scleractinia; Poritidae
Source: the annotation of a GenBank genome assembly